This is a messenger RNA of Peniophora sp. CBMAI 1063, 1593 nucleotides long. NCBI's taxonomy places the organism in Eukaryota, Fungi, Basidiomycota, Agaricomycetes, Russulales, Peniophoraceae. The record is from the annotation of a GenBank genome assembly.
AUGGCUGAGUUUGGGCAACAUGAUGUCUUCAAUCUGAAUACGGCGCCUGCAUUACCAAAGGGGAAGGCGUGUGUGACGUGCAGACUGAGAAAGAUAAAAUGUGAUGGUGCAAGACCCGUGUGCACACAAUGCAGGGAAGCACAACGCGCCGAAGAUUGCGAAUACGUCGCUGUUCGCGCUCCCAGCUCCACCCAUGCUCUGGAGAAGCGAGUUGCUGCUUUACGAGCCCGCGUCAAAGAUCUGCAAACCCAACAUACAUCGGGCUCGAGUAACCUUGCACCGCCUCAUGCUUCCCCUCAGGCUUCGGUGCCACUUACCGGCGGUUCGGGGACAUCUGGUGCUACAUCUGAACCCAUUACAAGUCCCUCUGUGGACUUGUCUCGCGAGGAAACGGAACUGCUUAUUAGGCUGUUCUUUGCUCAGAAUCAACCUCUCUGGUUCCUGGAUUCGAACUUCUUCCGCUCUUCGCUCGGCUUAGAGAGUACAGGAGCGAGUGCCGCUUCGUCAACACUUCUUUUGGCCAUGGGCGCGGCGACUGCGUCGCAUCCACAAGCAUCAUCAUUCAAUGAACCCGCAUUGACCGGCCUGGCUCUCUCGCGAAUCGGCUCUACCCACAACGACUCCGCGCAUCCGAUGCACGCUAUCCAAGCCCAUGUUCUUCUCGGCGCGCAUCUCCUGCGCGCUGGACGCUUCACUCAAGGCUUGAGUCUUCUCAGCGAUGGUCUCUCCUUCGCGCUCGCUCUCGGCUUGCAUCGACCGGAACCCGAUUCGCUCUUGACCACCUUUAGACCUCCGCGACCCAUCCUUCCAACCCCGAACCCUAUCUCAGCAGGCGAGCACGUCCGCGGCUUCUGGACGAUCUUCGUUCUGGAGCGCUUGUGGGCGAUGGCACUGGGAACUGUGACUAGAGCGCGCCUCACAGCCGAUGGUGGUCGAGACGGUGGCAUGAUCGUCAAUACGCUUUGGCCAGAAGAUGCGACGGCACACCAGAACGCCCGAGAUACGCUCAGUUUCUUGCGCCAAUCGGGCCCAAUCGCGGCAGACGGAAACUCGGCGCUCACGUUAUCGGUCAAGGCUACGCUUCUUUUGGAACGAUCGUAUGAGGUAGCUUCGCAGAUGGCAGAAGCUGAAAAUGACGUUGUAGACAGCCCGGAUGCGCAUGCUCUUGACGAGCGUAUCAAUUCCUUCGCUACCGCCCUCGGACCACCACUAUUUGCUUCGCGAGAUAACCUUCUCGCGCAUAUACUCUUGCGAGGUGCGACUUUGCAACUCCACUCUCGAAUACCGGGCGACCCUCGCGCGAUGAGCGCCGCUCGUGCAUUAGCAGCCAUGGCACCCGUCCUACGUCCGGAUCAGAAUGAUGCGCUCGGAAUGUUAGAGCCUGCUAUAGGCAUCGUGAUACCUGCAGCAUGCCGAGCUCUGAUCGCCGCGAUGCUGGCUGACACAUCCGGGACUCCUACAGACGUAGACCCUGCACAGGUCCCCAUGGCCGCGCUCGAGGCACUACAAGGCAUAUUGGGAGCUUGGCAAGCGUACAGUGCCUACAUAGGUAUACAACUCAAUCGCGUUCUUCAGGAACGGAUCGACUCUUGA